AUGCCAAUUGGUAAAAUCCAGCAGCAAAAGAGGCUGGUGGAGCAACUGCCGGUUGUCAAGGCUGGCGCUGCUGUGCACCGCCUGCUUCGGGUGUACGUACACCGCAAUUUACUUCUUCGGGAUGAGGCCCCUCAAGCAGCAGCAAAAAGAGGGGGGCCCCCGGGGGGCCCCCGUGGGGGCCCCCCGGGGGGCCCCCCUGGGGGCCCCCUGGGUUGCGACACCCAAGACGCACACACCCCAUAUCCCCAGCAGCAGCAGCAGCAGCAGCAGCAGCAACAGCAGCAGCAGCAACAGCAGCAGCAGCAGCAGCAGCAGCGGCAUGCAGGUUUUGGGGGCCCCCCUAUUGAGCCUUUAGGGGCCCCUGGGGAAGGGUUCUGGGGGCCCCCAGAGGCCCAGAACCCACUGUGGGGCGCGGAGUGGCUCAGCCACUUGGGGCCGCUGCUGCUGCCGCUGCUGCUGGAGGCCCAAAUUGAGCCUUGCCCGGUGCAGCAGCUGCAGCAGCAGCAGCAGCAGCAGCAGCAGCAGCAGGGGGCUGUGCUGCUGCAGGAGGAGCAGACGCAGGCAAUAGCAACACUUGAGGCCUUGACUUGCACGCGGCCGGCGCGACGGCGCUUCAUAGAGCGGCAUAGUCAGAUUUCAGAGGACCCUGCUGCUGCUGCUGCUGCUGCUGCUGCUGCUGCUGCCCCUGCUGCUGCUGUUGCUGCUGCGGGGAAUAGACUGCUGCGUCUGCUGCUGAGGGAGCUUUUAGUGGACGUGAAAAGGCAGUCCUCGCAGCUGCCGACGACUGCAGCAGCAGCAGCAGCAGCAGGUCCAGCAACAGCAGCAGCAGCAGCAGCAACGUGCAAGGACUCCAGCAGCGACAAAGGUAGAACUGCAGCAGGCGAUAAAGAUGCAGCAGCCCCAGAGCAGCAGCAGCAGCAGCAGCAGCAGCAGCAGCAGCAGCAGCAGGUUGCUAGCCGGUACAGCGCAUCACAAAGGGUUUCGCUGCUGCGUCUUAUCUUCAGGCUGCUUGAUGUGAUACCGGCAGAGUGCAAAGAAAACAGCAGCAGCAUCAUCAGCAACGAGCUGCUGCCACCCGCCAGCGCAGGCGCCAACAAGCAGCAGCAGCAGCAGCAGCAGCAGCAGCAGCAGCGGGCAGAACCUGCAGCAGCAGCAGCAGAAGCAGCAGCAGCACCAACAGAAGCAAGGCCUGUUCUCAACUUCCUGACGGACCCCGCCACGGUGUACAGACACCGCAACCCCAUUGCGAACUUGGGAUUUACACUGCGUAGAUCUACACUAAGGGCUAAGCGCAGCAGCAGCAGCAGCAGCAGCAACAGCAACAGCAACAGCAACAGCAGCAGCAGCAGCAGCAGCAGCAGUAAUAGUAGUGGCGGCGGCAGCAACGGCACCGAAACCACGUCGAAAACGGGAGUAGCAGCAGCUGCUGCAGUAAUAACGGCGCCUACCGCGCUAGCAGCAGCAGCAGCAGCAGCAGCAACAGCACUAACAGCAGCAGCAGCAGCAGCAGCAACAGCAGCAGAGCUGCAGCAGCUGCUGCAGCAAAACGAAGAGCCCAUCGGGGUGCGGCGGGGGCCCCCCUUGAGGGUCAAAGAAAAGGCGCAGCAAGCAGCAGCAGCAGCAGCACUUGUUGCUGCUGCUGCUGCAGGCAGCGCUUUGUGGCGAAUGGAAGCAGCAGAACUUUCUCUCAAGAACGCGGGGAAGGUGAGCCCAGCAGCAACAGCAGCAGCAACAGCAGCAGCAGCAGCAGCAGCAGCAGCAGCAGUAGCAACAGCAGUAGCAGCAGCAGCAGCAGUGGCAACAGCAGCAGUAGCAGCAGCAGCAGCAGCAGUAGCAACAGCAGCAGGCACGGAGUUGAGCGUUCGCUGCUUGUGA
This is a messenger RNA of Eimeria necatrix, 1875 nucleotides long. RefSeq lists its product as hypothetical. The transcript is spliced from 10 exons. The record is from RefSeq and is a predicted model, not a curated record. The coding region runs from base 1 to 1875 and encodes 624 amino acids. Gene Ontology annotation, biological process: regulation of transcription by RNA polymerase II. Gene Ontology annotation, molecular function: transcription coregulator activity. Gene Ontology annotation, cellular component: nucleus; SWI/SNF complex. NCBI's taxonomy places the organism in Eukaryota, Apicomplexa, Conoidasida, Eucoccidiorida, Eimeriidae.